UGACUAAGAUUUGAUGGUUCCCACUUCCGAGAAAAGCUCUCUCUCGUCAAGGGUUUUGAUUGAAGAGUGACGAGCUGAAUGGAGCUGGCCAAAGGAAUGGAAGGAGAGGGAUGGCGGGGGAGGAAGGAGGUGGAAGGGCGGCCCAAAUGCUACUUGCUGUCCAUCUUCCUCCUAAUUCUGCUGCUUCACUGCAUCUCCAUUCUGUUUUUCACCAGGGGCUUUCUCCUCACCCGAACCGAGCUUCCCCAUUACAGCAAUUGCUCUGAUUUUUCUCAAUCUCCUUGCCUCCAAACCACCAUUUCCUCCACGGCCUUGCCCCGUCGCAAAGAAGAAAUUCUCAAUCAAUCCAACGCAGACCAGAGAUGCUGGACGAAACCCGCCAUUGAUCGCCUUGUUAUCAUUGUUCUCGAUGCUCUCAGAUUUGAUUUUGUCGCACCAAGUACUUUUUUUGAAGAGAAAACACCAUGGAUGGACAAAUUACAAGUGCUUCAUAAGCUGGCAUCACAAGAAGGAUCAUCAGCUAGAAUUUUUAAAGCUAUUGCAGAUCCACCUACAACUAGCUUACAAAGGUUGAAGGGUUUGACUACUGGUGGACUUCCAACUUUUAUUGAUGUGGGUAAUAGCUUUGGUGCCCCUGCAAUCAUUGAAGAUAACCUGAUAUAUCAGUUGGUUCAAAAUGGAAAGCGGGUGGUGAUGAUGGGGGAUGAUACAUGGUUGCAGCUGUUCCCUCACCAUUUUAAUAUAUCUUAUCCUUUCCCUUCCUUUAAUGUCAAAGAUCUCCAUACAGUUGAUGAUGGGUGCACCAAACACUUAUUCCAUUCCUUGCAUGAAGGCAAUUGGGAUGUUCUCAUAGCACAUUUUCUUGGUGUGGAUCAUGCUGGUCACAUAUUUGGCAUUAAUUCCAUUGCAAUGACAGAAAAAUUGGAGCAAUACAAUGUUAUUUUAGAUAAAGUUGUUGAAGUGCUGGAGAGCCAUUCUAGACGUGGCGGCUUACAUGAGAAUACUUUACUUCUUGUGAUUGGUGAUCAUGGGCAAACUGUAAAUGGUGAUCAUGGUGGGGGAGCUGCUGAAGAGGUUGAAACUGCAAUUUUCGCAAUGGGUAUGAAGAAGUCUCCAUCUUCCCUGCUGUUGGAACGUGAUGAUUCAUCUUGUCAACUAGAUUUGGAUGGGAAGAAGAUGUGCAUUAACUCCAUCCAACAGCUUGACUUUGCGGCGACAGUGUCUGCAUUGCUUGGCAUUCCCUUUCCUUUUGGAAGCAUUGGGCGUGUUAAUCCUGAACUGUAUGCUUUAGCUGCUGGGACAUGGAAUUUUAAAGACUCUAUGUGUGAUGCUUGCGAAAAUCAAUCAGAAACAGAAGUAUGGAUGCAGAAUUACGUCAAUGUGCUCUGCAUCAACUCUUGGCAGGUGAAGAGAUAUAUCGAUGUUUAUUCAGCUUCAUCUGUCAUUGGAUUUUCAAAUGAAGACUUGUUGCAUUUAUCAGCAAUAUAUGCUGAAGCAAUGGAGAAUUGGUCAAAUACUGUGAUGAAUUUAGUACAACAUAAGAAUGAAAGUUGUCAUUCAUUGUUUCAUGAUCUAAGGAAGCAAGUUGAUGCAUAUUUCAGUUUUCUGGGAAGUGUUGCUGAGCUAGCACGCUCAAAGUGGACCGAGUUUGAUUUGAAUAUGAUGGCCAUUGGACUUGCCAUGAUGUUGAUUUCACUUCUUGUCCAUUUGCUUGCUGUCAGAAGGCUGGAUAAACUCUCUGGAGUUUAUUUUCCAUCUCUUGUCAGCUCUGGGAGUUCUAUUGGACUGUCUUUCUCUUGUCUGAUUGUGGCUAUUCGUGCAUUCAGCUUCCUUUCCAAUAGUUAUAUUUUGGAAGAAGGAAAAGUUGCAUGUUUUCUAGUUGCCACAACUGGGAUACUCAACUUCCGUUAUUCAAUAACGAAAAAAAAGAUGUCAAUGGAGGCACUUCUGUUUCUUCUGUUAAUAUCAAUUCUCAGAUUUUCGAUCCAACACAGGCUAUCAAAGCAGGAUAUCAGUUCAGUAUUGCAAGAUAUAAGUCCUUCAUGGAUGCUUGGCAUUGCUGAAGGCUAUUCUUUUUGGGCACAUGCAGCUGAACUUGUGCCAGUCUUAGCUCUGAUCAUAUUGGCAUUCAUGCUGCAUAAGAGUGUUUCUUGCUGCUCAUGUUCGAAAAUUCUGAAGUAUGUUAUAACAGGAACAAUGUUUAGUUAUCUGCUCAUUGCAGCAUAUUGGGUCUUGGAAAGUAAAUUACUAAAUUUGCCUCUCUUGCUGAAAGGAAUAGAAAGAAAUGUCAUUCCUCGAACAAUCUAUGUCAUUGGUUGUACACAACUGUUUGCUCUGGCACUUCUUCAAUUUCUUGGCGAAGAAAACACUUCAAAUUGGGAAGAAAGCAUGGUUAUUAAAAUUGUGGCCAUGUUAUCUGCAUGGAGUUCGACAGUCAUUAUUCUGUCUGGAAGACAAGGUCCCUUGGUAGCUUUAGCAUUCAUAAUCGGAGGUUGGUGCUUAAUGAGGCUGGAGAGUGUGGAACAGGACUCCAAAACUGUCACAUUUGGAACUUUAUCAUUGAAUUCUCACUCUGUUACACAAUGGAGCCUUUUAUCUGUCUGCCUCUUUUUCUGCACUGGCCACUGGUGUGCUUUCGAUGGUCUCCGUUAUGCAGCUGCAUUUAUAGGGUUUGAAGAAUUCACUAUUGUUCCCCAAGCUAUUCUUCUUAGCAUAGAUACAUUUGGGUUUUCUCACAUCCUUCCAAUAUUUGGACUUCCAUUUCUCGUUAUACGUAAACUUGCAUUUGGUCAGCGGAAGCAGAGAAAGCAAUUAUUUUUCUUGCAAUUAUCUCAAGCAUAUUUGAUGUAUGGACUCAUUACGGCCACUGCAGCCGCAUUUACAGUAUUGUGUGUCACGAUUCAAAGGCGGCAUCUGAUGGUUUGGGGAUUGUUUGCUCCUAAAUUUGUUUUUGAUGUGGUGGGGCUCAUUCUAACAGACGUCCUGAUCAUCUUGGCAUUGCUUUACUAUUUUGGGCGGCAAACGGGUGGCCAACUUAGUAAAAACUAAGUUCUGUUCCUCUUUGGCAUUGCAGGUUUUGUACUUAAAGAUAUCGAGGUUUUUUUUUUUUUUGGGGAAAAGACUUAGUUAUACAAUGCAUCAUUUAGUUCAUUAAAAAUUAUUAAACACCUCGGCUGGGGUUUUUGAUCAUCGUGGCCUCAGCCUUGAGGUAUGCCAACUCUUUCACCCGUGAACGUAAUCUGCAAAGCAAGUCUUGGAAAUUCUCGUUCAAGGCUGAUAAAAUGUUACGUGUUAUCUUUUUAUGGAAUUAUGUGACAGGAUGAUAGAUUCAAUCAUCAAUUAGACAGCUCUGAUUCAUGUUU
Molecule: messenger RNA, 3362 nt
Organism: Diospyros lotus (date-plum)
Lineage: Eukaryota; Viridiplantae; Streptophyta; Magnoliopsida; Ericales; Ebenaceae
Exons: 20
Coding region: 79-3048 (989 amino acids)
Biological process (GO): GPI anchor biosynthetic process
Cellular component (GO): endoplasmic reticulum membrane
Molecular function (GO): mannose-ethanolamine phosphotransferase activity
Source: RefSeq, a predicted model, not a curated record